AUGCAUGGUCCAAAGCUUUCCGACGUUGUUAACCAAGAGUCCAGUAUCACUCCAUUCACCCUAAAAAAUUUCUUUUCACGGGAGUAUCUGGAUACUCCCCUUUACCACAUUCGAGCUCCUUAUCGCAACGAGAGGAUCGUCCUUCCCGAUCCUCCUCCUUCCGCUUCUGACGCUCCUAUGGACAAGAUCAAGCCCCCGAAGAACUUUACCUUAUCUCAGGAGAGCAUGAACGCCGCCUUAGAUGCCUUCCGAGCUGGGCGUUCGAUGGGCGAGGCUACUCAGGAGGUGGCCCAGGUCAUUUCCUCUAGGUCGGCAGGCCGACCUGCUGCCCCAGCUCUAGCCCCUUCACUGGCUUCUAGGCCGAGCUCCAAAGGCCCACACUCGAGGGCUUCCAAGCCUUCCGGUUGCAACAAACCCCGGGCUGCUUCUCGACCUCCUGCAGCUUCCCAGUCCAGACAGUCUUCCGUUCUAACCUCAUCAGAGCUCGCCGUGACCAGGGAACAACGUGGGGUCGUGCUACCUACAGGGGCCGAGGUCACUCUUGCUACCACGGAUGCUCCCCCAAAGAGUGCUGAGGCUGUCCCCACUGAGGGUGUGGUGUCCAGGGAUGGAGGCGCAGUUGCCUUGGCGAGCGAGGUUGCUCCCGCCGUGGAGGAAGAAGCAGGGCCUACUGGUGGGGUCAUUUCAAAAGGCGAGGUCAGGUCCGGAUCAGCCUCUGCUGCUUCUCGUCCUCAGGAGGCUACUGUCGGUGAUGUUGUUGCCCCUAGAGGGGUCGCUAGCAAGCGAGCCCUUCCAUCUGAUGCUCCUGCUGCAGCUCCUGCCCCCAAGAGAGGACAUUACUCAUCAGUCCCCGGCAAACGUUGUCGCAGAGAUACUGAGGGAGCUUCUACUAGAGAGCAAGUAGCGUUCCGAUCUCGGACUCGAGGGGAGCUUGGAGAUAUAAUCAGGGAGAUGCUUCUUAUGGUGACGGGUCUCUUCAUGGAGGUGGAUGCCCGUGACCAGUCUCUCCGAGACUCUGUGGAUCACCGGAUCGAAGAGGCUCGCCUCGAAGAGAAUCUGGCUGCCACCAGUGAUGUCCGGGGUAAUCUUGCGGCGGUCCGGGAGCAUGCGAAGUCCCUAUAG
This is a messenger RNA of Manihot esculenta (cassava), 1122 nucleotides long. Its product is annotated as transcriptional regulatory protein AlgP-like. The transcript is spliced from 5 exons. Bases 1 to 1122 code for a protein of 373 amino acids. The record is from RefSeq and is a predicted model, not a curated record. NCBI's taxonomy places the organism in Eukaryota, Viridiplantae, Streptophyta, Magnoliopsida, Malpighiales, Euphorbiaceae.